UGCCGAGGAUAUUAGCAAGUGGGUAUAUGAGACUACAAACGACUUAUUGCAACUUAACAUUUUAGAUCGAUGACUAUUGAUGACUUGAUGACUUUUAUACAAUCAGAUUAUAACGCUCAGCUAAGUUUAUUAAUGCAAUUACUUAGAUGGCUCAUAAAAUGCUAUGGAGUUACUGGAACAAAUGUCAAUCGAUUAAGUGCUGCAAGUGCAUACUCUUCUAUACCUCGGUGUAUGGUUCAUUUAGUAAAAAAGUACCUGUCGAUUAGUCAGAAAAGAUAAGGAUAGAGCAAUGUUGUCAUUAAGUGGCCGGUGAUUCCAGUGCAAGUCGCACCGCAAACAUGAACAACUCCAGCUACGGAAAUGGUAGCCCCGGGGCCAGACUGUGGGGUGGUAAUGACCCAGAUACCCAUUUACACCCUGAUCGGAGUGGGGGCUGGCGCAUACAUGCUGUCUGUUGGCCACCAGCUGGUGCGGGUGAGGUGCCCGCCCUGCAAGGGUGAGGUCACGACUAGUCUGGUCACCGCCCCCACCCGGAAAACCCACCAGUUCGCCCUGACCUUGUACACCUGGUGCUGCUGGUCCUGGGUGUGCCUGCCAUACUUCUUCAACUACUGGAAGAGUGUCCAGCUCUACUGUCCUAACUGCGGAUGCCACAUUGGGAGCUACACAGUUUGAUUUGAUAAACGUUUUUCGCACUGCCAGCAAGUAUUUACGUGUAUGGACUUUAUAAAGAGAAAAAUAUACGUUCUAGAUAUUUGAAAAUUUACACUUUAUUUAAGCAACUAUAUUAUGACAAAUAAAAUAAAUUAUUGAAGAAAA
This is a messenger RNA of Drosophila gunungcola (fruit fly), 819 nucleotides long. RefSeq names its product lipopolysaccharide-induced tumor necrosis factor-alpha factor homolog. The record is from RefSeq and is a predicted model, not a curated record. NCBI's taxonomy places the organism in Eukaryota, Metazoa, Arthropoda, Insecta, Diptera, Drosophilidae.